Molecule: messenger RNA, 576 nt
Organism: Trypanosoma cruzi
Lineage: Eukaryota; Euglenozoa; Kinetoplastea; Trypanosomatida; Trypanosomatidae
Exons: 1
Coding region: 1-576 (191 amino acids)
Source: RefSeq, a predicted model, not a curated record
AUGUUGUGUUCCUUGGUAGAAUUCCUCCUGUGGGUUGUUGCGUGUGUGCAGCCGCUGUUGGCAGGCGUCCAACUCUGCCGCUCGGCACGAGAGGGGCGAUUGGUGGACGCAGCGCUCAUCACGAACCUGACGCUGGCCAUGAUUCUUUUGUGGCUGCUAGAAUUGCUAGAUGUACUUUUUCUCUCGUAUCUCUUAUCCAUGCGAACCCUCUAUAUUUCGGCCCGCGUCAUUUUCUCCCUGUACCUUCUUCACCCGAGAUUUUGCGGGGCGACAAGGGUGUACAAUCGCUUCCUUGCAUCUUCUGUGGCUUAUUACGCGCCGCUAGUGGACGGCUUUGUAGUGCGGCAUCUUGUGGAGCUCGAACAUUCCGGCUUUAUUUGUUACUUGAGCAAUGCAGGGCGUUCCCUGAUGCUCAUCAGCGUCGACUUGCUUGAUGUGGCCAGUCAGUUAGUGUUUUCUGCUUCAACGUCGACAGGACCCUCUGAAAAGAAGAAAGGAGCGGGAGGGCCAGACGUUGUGGAGUCACCAACUGUUCCGCCACAAUUGAGUGAUAUUUUUUUUGAGUCAAAGCAGUGA